UCCCCACUGUUCUCAGCACUAGCAGUUUUUAGUAGUUGGAAACCAGCAAACCACAAACAGCACACCACACACUGUCUCCACUCCUUCAAUUAAGUACACGGCAAAGAGAAAGCAAGCAGAGCAGGAAAUUAGAAGGCUGUGGAGGAGUCCAGUCUAGCAGGCUGAUCUUGUCAUCAACAAUCCUUGGUUUCCUUCAAAGCUAACCCUCUCUCUCUCUCUCUCUCUCUCUCUCUCUCUCUCUCUCUCUCUUGUGGAGGAGGCAGCAGCCUCUCCACUUGUCUUUUUGAGGCUUUAACUCCUAUUAACGAAGCUUAGGUAACAGUCAAGUGUUCACUGCUCUCUCUCUCUCUCUCUCUCUCUCUCUCUCUCUCGGCCCAUCUACGAAGUAUGCCUUUCUUGAUCGUUGGUCUCCCUAGCGUUUCUGUUGUGGUUCUGUGUGAGCUGCGUGGAAGUGAGAUUGGAAAUGGAAGGACAGGCCGGACUUGCUCUCGGUUACUGUUCAUGGUGGUCACAUAAAUACAAAGCCUAGUCACAAUCCACUCACUCUAUAUAUAUAUCGACAGCCCUCCCUCUUUCUUCCCACUCUCUUCUUCUAAUUCUCUUCUCCGUCUUUGUUUUCUCUCUUUCGUCUGUGUUGGAAAUCUUGAGACGUGGGGAUGGAUGCUGUGGAGGAUCAGAACAUUCAUAGCGUGAGCAGUGACAACAGCCACAGCAAUGGCCGGUUCGCCACCGCCAUCGUCAAAGGCAAGAGGACGAAGCGGCAGAGGGCGGCCGCAGCAACCGCCGUGUCCCCGGCUUCGUCUACCUCGUCCGCUGAGCUCUCCAGCAGCGUUACAGAGGAAGAGGAGGACAUGGCCAAUUGCCUUAUCCUCCUCGCUCAGGGCCGUUCGUUAGUUGCAGGUGCAGAGAAUGAAACCGCGGUGGAGAACGCCAGCCAGGCCGAGAAGUCCACCGUUCGCAAGCUCACCGAGACGGCCACGACCACGAACGGGAAGCCCGGCGUCUAUGUGUAUCAGUGCAAGACCUGCGACAAAUGCUUUCCUUCCUUCCAAGCGCUCGGCGGGCACCGCACGAGCCACAAGAAGCCGAAGCUGGCACCGGUGGACGACGGAGACGGCCCACAAAUAACCAUGAAUUCUCCGAUCGCAAAGCCUUCCGUGGCGUCACACAUCAGCAACAUCAACAAGCCCAGGGUGCACGAGUGCUCGAUCUGUGGAGCGGAGUUCUCCUCGGGGCAGGCUCUCGGCGGCCACAUGCGGCGGCACCGCCCCAUAACCGAGUCAUCGGAGGCCAAGAAGGAGAAGAUCGUCCUCCCCUUGGAUCUCAAUCUCCCCGCUCCAUCAGAUGAUGACACCCAAGACCUACCCAAGUUGCCACCUCCAGCCGCGGCCUUCCCCUUUGAAACUCAGCAGCCGCUUGUUUUCUCAGCCUCGGCUUUGGUGGAUUGCCAUUACUGACCAAUCAAUACAUGGAAGCAAACCUCUCCUCCUCCUUUCUUGUCUUCAUUUCUUUGUUCUGAACUAUGGCAUAUCAAAUGAAUUGUAUUUAACUGAACAUAUAUAAUUGAUUCUUUGCAUU
Messenger RNA from Musa acuminata AAA Group (dessert banana), 1578 nucleotides. RefSeq names its product zinc finger protein ZAT5-like. The transcript has a single exon. The record is from RefSeq and is a predicted model, not a curated record. Bases 657 to 1457 code for a protein of 266 amino acids. Lineage: Eukaryota; Viridiplantae; Streptophyta; Magnoliopsida; Zingiberales; Musaceae.